UUGCAGACACAAUGGUCCUUGUUUUUUUCCUGACAUUUGCAACUACACAACCAAACACAUGCAAUUCAACAAACGGCAAUAGCAGUGAGGACCCGGAGCAGUCAAACGCACCCAUCCUGGCCAUACUGCUGGGUCUGUCCGUCUUGGUGCUUUUUCUAGGGUUGCUGACCUGGUUUUGCCUCAGGUUGAAAAACCAGAGGAAAGCUGUCAUCACAGCCGUCGACAAGAAAGUACCGAAUGGCAUCCUGGAAGAGCAAGAGGAAUAUAUAGAUGUGGAUAAAGAUGAGGAUGAGGAUGAGGAUGAUCUUGGCUGGCCGUCAGAAGGUCAGGUAUAUGUGGUGUCUCAUGAACAGUCAUUACCAGGGGGUUCGACUCAAGGAACAUGUGAAGAGGCCAAUAAAGAUGAAAACAAGGAGAAGAACAGAUAUCCAAACAUCUUACCAUAUGACCAUUCCAGAGUGAUUUUAACACCGAUCGAUGGAGUCCCAUGUUCAGAUUAUAUCAAUGCUUCUUAUAUCGAUGGUUAUACAGAUAAGAAUAAGUUCAUUGCAGCACAAGGUCCGAAACAGGACACGGUUGCAGACUUCUGGAGAAUGAUAUGGGAACAGAAAUCAGCUACUAUUGUAAUGCUAACGAAUCUGAAAGAGAGAAAAGAGGAUAAGUGUCAUCAGUAUUGGCCUGAUCAGGGAUGCUGGACGUACGGUAACGUGCGUGUUGCUGUGGAAGACUUUACAGCACUGGUGGACUACACCAUACGCAAAUUCUGUGUGCAAUAUCAGGCCAGCGACGGCACUAAAACGCCCCGUCUGGUCACGCAGCUUCACUUCACCAGCUGGCCUGACUUCGGCGUUCCCUUCUCGCCCAUCGGCAUGCUCAAGUUCCUGAAGAAGGUGAAGCAGGUGAACCCGUCAUACGCCGGGCCCAUCGUGGUGCACUGCAGUGCCGGUGUGGGCAGGACAGGAACAUUCAUCGUCAUCGAUGCCUUGAUUGACAUGAUGUACGCAGAAAAGAAGGUGGACGUCUUCGGUUUCGUGUCACGAAUACGUGAGCAGAGAUCGCAGCUCAUUCAGACGGAUUUGCAGUACUCCUUCGUCUAUCAGGCUCUGCUGGAGUACUUCCUGUACGGAGACACGGAGCUGGACGUUUCUUCUCUGGAGGGUCACCUGGAUAAACUUCACAACACCAGUGCGCCGCUGGACCGCGUGGGCCUGGAGGAAGAGUUUAAGAAACUGACAAACAUGCGUAUUAUGAAGGAAAACAUGAGGACGGGCAACCUGCCUGCCAACAUGAAGAAGAACAGAGUCCUUCAGAUUAUUCCAUAUGAUUUUAACCGAGUCAUCCUUUCGAUGAAGAGAGGUCAGGAGUUCACCGAUUAUAUCAACGCUUCUUUCAUUGAUGGGUACCGGCAGAAGGACUAUUUCAUCGCCACACAGGGUCCUCUGGCGCACACAGUGGAUGAUUUCUGGAGGAUGGUUUGGGAAUGGAAAUGUCACUCAAUCGUGAUGCUGACAGAACUGCAGGAGAGAGAUCAGGACAAGUGUUUUCAGUACUGGCCUACUGAGGACUCGGUGACUUACGGAGACUUCACAGUGGAGAUUAAAGGAGACACGCUGUGUGACACGUUCAUUCUCAGAGAUCUGCAGCUCACACACGGCCCGGAGAAGCAGACACGUUUGGUUCGGCACUUUCAUUUCCACGGCUGGCCAGAGAUCGGGAUCCCAGCCGAAGGUAAAGGGAUGAUCGACAUCAUCGCAGCGGUGCAGAAACAGCAGCAGCAGUCGGGCAACAACCCCAUCGUCGUGCACUGCAGUGCUGGAGCGGGUCGGACCGGUACGUUUAUCGCUCUCAGUAAUAUUCUGGAGCGAGUGAAAGCCGAGGGUUUGCUGGAUGUGUUUCAGACUGUGAAGAGUUUACGAAUGCAGCGGCCACACAUGGUGCAGACAGUGGAACAGUAUGAUUUCUGCUACAGAGUGGUACAGGACUUUGUGGACAUUUUCUCAGACUAUGCCAAUUUCAAAUGAUCUAAUCUGCCUUAAAUCUUUGAGUUUGAUGCUUUUUUACACGUCAGUCGAUCAGGAUUUUACACCGCGACUGGAAGAUAAUUACGCUCUAUUUUGCUAUGCACUUCUCCUCGGUGUUACUAAAAGACCACAUCUAUCUGUAAUAUACUAAGGCUACUAAAGUUUGAAAAAGUGUAAAUUGUUUUGUCUCGUUUAUAACACAUUUAAAUGGGUUAUUUUAUUUUGGUCUUAAAUCAUCUUUUUUUUCACGACGGAUCAUUCCAGUUGUUAUUGUAAAAUAGUGUUUUGUCUGUUUAUUUGUUCAACUAAUUAUUUUAAUUUUUUAUUAAGCGAAUUUGUAAAGCUGUAGGUGGUUUGUAUUUAUGCAUUAUGUCGCAGACAGGACGUCCUGCCAGAUAAAACAUGUAUGUGAAUGUUCCAUGCCAUUUUAUUUAUUCAGAGUUAUUGUCUUGCAAUUUAUGAAAGAUAUCAUUGUGUCAAAAAUCAUGUCUUUAACAUUGUGCUCAUCAGCCAUUGCAAAUGUGAACUUUUUUUUUUUUUCAAAGCAGCAAA
Messenger RNA from Sinocyclocheilus grahami, 2573 nucleotides. RefSeq names its product receptor-type tyrosine-protein phosphatase epsilon-like. The record is from RefSeq and is a predicted model, not a curated record. The transcript is spliced from 19 exons. NCBI's taxonomy places the organism in Eukaryota, Metazoa, Chordata, Actinopteri, Cypriniformes, Cyprinidae. Gene Ontology annotation, molecular function: protein tyrosine phosphatase activity. Gene Ontology annotation, biological process: protein dephosphorylation. Bases 12 to 2021 code for a protein of 669 amino acids.